Messenger RNA from Colletes gigas, 3145 nucleotides. RefSeq names its product calcium release-activated calcium channel protein 1-like. The record is from RefSeq and is a predicted model, not a curated record. Gene Ontology annotation, molecular function: store-operated calcium channel activity. Bases 664 to 1677 code for a protein of 337 amino acids. Gene Ontology annotation, biological process: store-operated calcium entry. The transcript has 4 exons. NCBI's taxonomy places the organism in Eukaryota, Metazoa, Arthropoda, Insecta, Hymenoptera, Colletidae. Gene Ontology annotation, cellular component: membrane.
UAAAAAGCAAUAUUUGGCAAAGCGUCGAAGCAAAAAUCGUGUGCACAGAAGCGUGCAAUGGAUGAUGUUCCAAACUUUCGAUAGGAAGUUUUUCCAGAAAAACACAACGUUGGGAAACACUGGUCGGAAGGAAACAUUAGCAAGUAGGAAUGUGUGGUUCCAAAGGCACCUUUCUCUCGGCCUCGCUCGAACACACCACGCUGCUCCGUGGCCAACUAAGCGCAAUAAAACAUAAUAACGCCAGGCCCCUAUAGAUCUCACGCGUUCGUUCGUCUCUCGGCGAUUUUCGUUGAUGAUCUUCGCGACGCGAAGAGAGUGUCUUAAAUUAUCCGAUGAAAGGGUGGGGAAGUAUCGUUCAUAUCGAGGACAAUAAAUAUCAUUUAUCGAGGCAAUUGCCGAUAGACUCGCGGCGCCGCAUGCGCGUGUUCGGGUUUUUUCCCCCGAGCUGUCCUCCGCGUCAAGAAUCAGAAAUCUCGAUCGCGUGCUCCCGUUUCGACGACCGCGAAAUAAUUCGAGCGCUUUCGUUUCGGUGGAAACGUCCCGGAAGUUUCGUGUCGCGAGUGGAACAUUUGAAUACCGGCUUAUCAAUGCUUCGCGCGAAGAUAAAGGUUAAUUAUUGAGCGAUAAUGACCGAAAAAUGUGAAAAAAAAUGUAACGUGACUUAUGAAAACAGUUGUAACGUGUAACAUUUGUUGUUGUUUCGCGAAGAAGCAUUUAGACGUAGUUGCCUGUUCAAUUAGGGUACCAUAUUGGAUGCUUUGUGUCCAUGGAUGCUCUGUUGCAAUGGUGAACAUGGAAACUCGUCGUCGAGCUGAAAAUAGUGCUCCGUUGGUCAGGAACGCGCAAGAAUCGAGCCUGAUGUCCAUAUGGUCGACAAGCACUGGACGCAAUUCAGUGUUUGGCGCGGAAGGCGGAGCGGUAUUCCCCUCCACUCGGUUACCGAUCCACGUACACGUGGCGCGCACACAUCUGCGCAACGCUGACGGCCACUGCUUCCACAAGCGAUUCCACGAUUGUCAGUCGAAGAUGUCGCAGUCGGGAGAUGGCCUUCACACGCCGGGUUAUCUCUCUUGGAGAAAACUACAGCUCAGCCGAGCGAAACUCAAAGCGUCGAGCAAGACGUCUGCUCUACUUUCCGGCUUCGCCAUGGUCGCCAUGGUGGAGGUGCAGUUGAACUCCGACACGAAGGUCCCGCCUGAGAUGCUAAUCGCGUUCGCCGUGUGCACGACGCUGCUGGUGGCGGUCCACAUGCUGGCCCUGAUGAUAUCCACGUGCAUCCUGCCAAACAUAGAGGCCGUUUGUAAUCUUCACAGCAUCAGUCUGGUGCACGAGUCGCCGCACGAACGUUUACAUUGGUACAUUGAGGUGGCGUGGGCGUUCUCCACGUUGCUGGGACUGUUAUUGUUUCUGUUUGAAAUCGCCAUACUCUGUUGGGUGAAAUUCUACGAUUUCUCCCAAGUGGCUGCGUGGUCAGCGUGCAUCGUAUUGAUACCGGUGUUGAUAAUUUUCCUCGCAUUCGCGAUACACUUUUACCGGAGCCUGGUCGCUCACAAGUACGAGGUCACGGUGUCCGGUAUAAGGGAACUAGAGUUACUUAAAGAGCAGAUAGAGUCGACGGACGUCGAGGGCAGAAACGGGGUGAAUCUGUUACAGACCGGUGUGACGCACGUGGUCUGAACGGGUCGCGAUGCAUAUUGUAACGCGUUUCACCCUUAAAAUGUGAUAACCUCUCGUGGAGGAACCAGAGGAGGGCAGAGAAUCUCCGAUUGCGCGAAGAGUUGCGCGUAUCGAAGCAACCGAAAGACAAAUUUGCUCCGAAACUACGUACCGAACACGACUGUCUUACGUAUACAGGGUUACGCAAAUUUGUACCAACUUGGAGAAAUAUGGCCCGCUGGAUGUUAUCCCUCUUCGUGUUAACCAGUUUUUAACAUAUGCACGUCAUAAACAGCGUCGUUUAAAGUACUAAAGUGUUCAAUUCAAAUAAUCUCAGUCCUACUUACCAUGCGACGAGACUGCGUGAUCCACAAAAGAGGAGGAGUUGGCCAUAUUCCCCUAACUUGAUAUGAAUUCCUGUAACCGGAUAUAUGUAUGUUACUUCUAAUGUCCCUGCAACACAAAAAGAAAGACUUCGUCUAUAUCUUUUUUUCUCGCAACAUUGGAACUCGCUUUGCGUGCAAUUUUAAGACGGAACACCCGUUCCUUUUUACAAGCAAUGUAAUUCCUAUUAUUAUUCCCCGGUUAUCGAAGAGCCCAACGUUCGACGGAAAGCUCAAAAACAUUCCCUUUUUUUCGCGUAGCGACUUAAAUGUAACGGUUAAACGAUACGCAGUAGGUGUGUAUUAUUAAUUUGCAGCAGUAUCGCGUGCAAAACGGCUCGAGGAGCUCGUGAAUGGAAGUUUGUUGUUCGUCGAGUAUGCGUGACUGAACCGCGUUGAGUGUGUACUUAUCUCUUUUGAAAACGUGCCUAUUUCGCGUGGCAUUAUUCCGCGAUUUCUUUAGUUUCGUUCGUUUUAUUCACUGUUUCACGUAACAGCCUUACGCUCAAACGACUUUUUCAAACUCUUUGUACGGAGGCAAGCAAACGAUUUGGCUGUUACGUUUAUUCUGUUGGCGUUGCGCAACAGUUUUUAUGGUUACAUUGUCUCUCUUGCGUUUGUGCUUGGUAAAUAUACUGCCGUCAUUAAGAAAAGGAAAUGGAAACGAAUCCACAAGAUGCGGCAAUUUAAUUGUACAUAAUUUGUAUUAAAUGCAGUCGGACGGUUCAUACGUACACAACGUUAAUAUAUAAAUAUAUAAUAGCGGCGCUUUUGCCAGAAUAAAUUAUACGAGUAAUGUUAAUUCAGCUUGUGUAUUAUCUCUCGUGUUAUUACGUCCUGUUGUAAAGGAAAGAAGUCGCGAAAGGUACAUUUAUUUACAAAAUAGAAUCCAGACAAGUACACGUGUUUACCGACACGCAUACGUUUGCGAUUAUACGUUUCGGUGGCUUCUUGCAAACAGGUUCGUAGUAAACGGGUUCCGUAUCUUCGUUGUCGUCGAUGUCUUCGUUUGCGUCGUCAUCCUCGGCCAGUUCGUUCUUCCAAUCGAAAACGCAAAAAAUAUGUACUCUGAACAUACGAACAGUUACGAAGAUUUUACUGUAUUG